Molecule: messenger RNA, 1233 nt
Organism: Lolium rigidum
Lineage: Eukaryota; Viridiplantae; Streptophyta; Magnoliopsida; Poales; Poaceae
Product: cytochrome b561 and DOMON domain-containing protein At2g04850
Exons: 1
Coding region: 1-1233 (410 amino acids)
Source: RefSeq, a predicted model, not a curated record
AUGCCGGGGAUGAGGAUCCUCCUGGGCGUGCUGCUGCUGCUGCUCGGUCUGUCGAGCGGCACCACGGUGUCGGCGGCCGCCGGUGCGCCGGGGCGGUGCACGACGUCGACGCCGGUGAAGGCGUACGCCAAGUGCAUCGCGCUGCCGGCGCAGGGCGCAACGCUGGCGUGGACCUACGACGCGCGCAACGCGACGCUGGACGCGGCCUUCACGGGCUCCUUCAUCUCCCCCUCGGGGUGGGUGGCGUGGGGCGUGAACCAGGACGCGCCGGCCAUGGCCGGCGCGCGCGUGAUCGCCGCCUUCUCCGACCCGUCCACGGGCGCGCUGCUCGCGCUCCCCUUCGUGCUCUCCCCGGACGUGAAGCUGCAGGCCAAGCCCCUGGUGUCCCGCCCGCUCGACAUCCCGCUGCUGGCCUCCUCGGCCACCCUCAUCUCCCCGGCGCGCACCGUCCGGGACGGCGCGUCCGUGACCAUCGCCGCCACCAUCCGCCUCUCCCCGAACCGCACCUCGCUGCACUUCGUCUGGAACCGGGGCCUCUACGUGCAGGGCUACUCCCCGACCAUCCACCCCACCGACGCCUCCGACCUGGCGUCGCACGCCACCGUCGACAUCCUCACCACCGCCACGGAGUCCUCGCCGAUCGCCUCCGCGAAGCUCCAGUGGGCGCACGGCUCCCUCAACGCGCUCUCCUGGGGCCUCCUCCUCCCCAUCGGCGCCGCGCUGGCGCGGUACCUCCGGCCCUGCGCGUCCGCCGGUCCGGCCGCAUGGUUCUACGCGCACGCGGCGACACAGGCGGCCGGGUACCUCCUGGGCGCGGCCGGGUUCGCGCUGGGGAUCGCGAUGGGCGCGGCGUCGCCCGGGGUGACGUACAAGCUGCACCGCGGGCUGGGCAUCGCGGCGGCGACGGCGGGGAGCCUGCAGACGCUGGCGGUGUUCUUCCGGCCCAAGACCACCAACCGGUACCGCAAGUACUGGAAGUCGUACCACCACCUGCUGGGGUACGGCUGCGUGGUGAUCGGCGUCGUCAACGUCUUCCAGGGCUUCGAGGUCAUGGGGCUGGGCGCGUCCUACUGGAAGCUCGGCUACUGCAUGGCGCUGGCGACGCUCAUCGGCGGGUGCGUGGCGCUGGAGGUGAACGCGUGGGUGGUCUUCUGCAGGAGGCAGCAGGAGGAGAAGCUCAUGAGGAGGGAGGUCGACGACGUCGUCGUCAAGGACAGGGCCGCCGCAUUCUAG